Messenger RNA from Blepharisma stoltei, 1833 nucleotides. The record is from the annotation of a GenBank genome assembly. Lineage: Eukaryota; Ciliophora; Heterotrichea; Heterotrichida; Blepharismidae.
AUGUCUAGGCACAGGCAAUUCAAGAGAGAUAUCGAAGAGGAUGAAGACUAUGAAGAUUUUGAUCCUAUGGAAGAUACAGAUAGCCCAGACUAUUAUAUCGCACGAGUUAUUGAAAAGACCGGACCAGCGCAUAAAGACCAAGUUUUAAAAGCUUUACAAGCAAAUGAUUGGAAUGUUCAAGCUGCAAUCAAAGUAAUCAAUGCAGCAAAACAAAAGACACAAAAGCCAGCACAAAAAGCUUCCCCACAAAAAGCUUCUCCACAGAAAAAUGCUGCCCCAGCCCCUAAACAGCCAGAAAUUAAGGUAGCUCAGCCUCAAAUAAAGAUUGCUGAGCCAUCAAAAAAAUUAGAAGAAGAUUUGCCAAAACUUGAUGCCAAAUCAAGCUCUACAGAAGAAGUCAAAACUCCGCAUAUUGAAGAAUCAAAAACUCCUAUUCUCUCCCCUCAAGUCUCUAAGCAGGAUUUAAAUGCAGAUUAUCCUGACAUUUAUCCAGAUAUGUAAACUUUAUUUAGAGUACAUGAUGGUAAACCUACAGUAAAUUUAGUUGUUAUUGGGCACGUAGAUGCAGGUAAAAGCACCUUGAUGGGCCAUUUAUUAUUUUUGUUAGGCUAUAUAGACCCAAAAGUUAUGCAUGCUUAUGAAAGGGAUUGUAAAGCCAUAGGAAAAGAUAGUUUUCAAUAUGCAUGGGUUUUGGACGGGACAACAGAAGAAAGACAAAGAGGUGUCACAAUUGAUGUAGCUUGCAAAGAAUUUUCCACUGAAAAUAGAGAAGUCGUCCUAUUAGAUGCACCUGGACAUAAAGAUUUUGUGCCAAAUAUGAUCAGUGGUGCUGCUCAAGCUGAUGCGGCAAUUUUAGUUAUAGAUUCUUGCCAAGGUGCCUUUGAAAGUGGCUUUGAAGGAGAAAAUCACCAUGGGCAAACAAAAGAGCAUAGUUUUCUAGCAAGAUCUUUAGGAGUUUCCAACUUAAUUGUAGGAGUCAAUAAGCUUGAUAUGAUGAAUUGGGAUCAAGGCCGAUUCUUAGAAAUCCAGAACAGGCUUAAUCCUUUUCUCAGGACUGUAGGCUUCCGUGAUAAUUCUGUGACAUAUAUCCCUAUAAGUGGACUUGGCGGUGUAAAUUUGACGUCAAAACCAGAAAUCCCUGAGCUGGCAUCAUGGUACAAUGGCCCUUGCCUAAUAGAGCUGAUAGAUAGUCUGCCACCCUCACAAAAAGAUGCCAAAAAGCCAGCAAGACUUUGUAUUAUGGAUUCAUAUAAACUGUCUCAUGGAACUUUAUUGGGCCAAAUUGUAUCAGGAAAAAUAGAAAGUGGGACAAUUAGUAUAAAUGAUAAGAUAGUCAUUAUUCCUACAGGAAUAAAAGGUAGAGUUAAAGCUAUUGAAAAAGCGGGCCAUUCUGCUACAAAAGCUUAUGCUGGAGAAAAUGUGGACGUUGUACUUAAAGAUGCCGAAGGCGAUUUUGGGCUGGUUUUACCAGGACAUGUGCUUUGCAGUGAGCUAUAUCCUGUUCCACAGGUAAAAAAUUUCAAAAUCAAAGCUGUCACCUUUGAUAUCCUUUUCCCUGUCACAAGAGAACAAAAUUUGAUCAUGCACAUUCAGUCUCUAAAAAUCCCAGUCAAGGUAAAAAGGAUUUUACAGCAGAUUGAUCCAAUAAAUGGAAAAGUUAUAAAGGAGCGCCCGAGGUGUCUUACGAAAUUUAUGUCAGCGAUAUUAGAAAUUGAAUCAAGCCGCAGAGUUUGUUUAGAAAAAUUCUCAAACUGCAAAGGGUUGGGAAGAGUCACAUUGAGAGAUCAUUCAGAAACAGUAAUGGCUGGGAUGGUAAUUGAGCUCUUAGAAUAA